CUCCUUGUAUUUUAUUUAUGCCUGAAUCAUAAUUAGACAAAACAUAGGACACUUCCACAGAACCCGCGAGCGGGUUCGGAUGAAAUUUUGAAGUUUUGACGUUUUGACGCGCGGGAUACAGCACAGCAGAGUGUGUGUUUUCCAAUUCGCGGUGUGAAUUAGAAAAUGAUCUCGUGAGUGUUUUUAGCGUGAAAAAGUGUGAUGAAAUUCAAAGUUGACACCGCCGAUUUCGUGCGUCGCGUGCGCCGUUUGCACGACACCAACUACAGCUUGACGUAUCGACGCCUGUUCUUCCUGCUGCUCGCGGUGGCGGUGGUGCUGCUGUACUUGGGCCCCUCGAUUUUCCGAUGGCUCUUUGGGGCGCCAGAAGUGCCCAAGGAUCCCCUGCUCCACUGCAUGGAUGACCGCUUGACACCCUUCUACGUGCCCUCGAUGGAGUUCAACGCCAACAUCCGCCACAGUCCGCCUUUCCCGCACGAGAGGAACAUCAUUCCAUACGUGGGCAAUGGAUACUUCGGGCUGGAGAUCCAGGAAGACGCCCAUCUGAGCAUCAAGAGUGGCAGGACGCUGAUGCUGCCCGUGUACUUUCACCCCAUCGUGUCGCUGUCGUCGAAGAAUGCCGGGAAUCAGGAGGCCACAGCCGUGGAUUACGCCUCUGGGAUGGUGCACAGGUUCCAGUGCUUCGAGGAUGGGUACUUUGUCAUCUACAAGUACUACGCCCACCGCACCAUGCCCAAUGUGCUCGUGCAGGAGAUCCAGGUGACCAACACGAAGAAUCAGCUGAUCGACGUGGAACUCGUGCUGCCCAGAAUAUCCGACUGGCCAACGGCAGUGUCGCAGAUCAAGCAUCUCCAGCACGGCUCCAACAUUAUCGAGUACCAAGUGGUCACGGGCUUGGUGGAGCUGAACGACAACAAGGGCCACGCCGUGACAGUGUCAGUGGUGUCCAGACACAUUCCCAGGACGCUGACGCUGAAGAAGCGCGGCAUCACGAAGCUGGAGCUGCUCUCCACCAUCGUGUAUUCCGAUCCCAUUUCCAUGGACAUGUAUCUGAAGGCGCAGGUGAAGGACAGGACGGAGAAGGCGGCGAUUGAGGCGAUGGAGAAGGCGCUUCAAGAAGCAGUGCACGAUGAUUCAGGUGCUGGAUAUUAUGGCUUCCAGCGACGUCAUGCGCGCGUGUGGAACAGUCUGUGGGCGACUGGCUUUGAGAUCAGCACCAGCAAGGCUGAAAACUCCCUCAACGGCGACCGCAUAAACGCCACAAUGUACGCCGUCUUGUCGCAGGCGCGCUCUUAUGAGUUCGAGGAGAGCGUGAGUCCGCAGCGCAAGACGGAGAUCUCCAAUCUGCUAGCCACCGAGGCCGAGGGAUGCUUCGACAGUCACCACACCCUCCAGGCGGAGACGCUGUGGAGCGACAUGUCCACGCUGGAGGAGUUCAACAGCGUCACGAGCUCGUGGAUGUUGACGCUGGAGAAGCAGGGAUGCCACAAUCUCCUCCAUGCCGGCGCCAGUGGUCUCAUCCAAGCCAUGGUGUUGAGCUUCGGCGGCUUCCGCUUCAGCAAUCAACACCUGGAGAUGAACAUCCAUCCGAAAUACCUUCAUCGCGAGUACAACUUCCGGCGUCUGAACUACGGCAACAUGACGCACGUGAAUGUGUCUGUGUCCGUGAAGGACGACAACAAGGCUGUUCUCUACGUCGCCCUGGACAGAUUGGAUCGCAAUUACUAUGCCUGCGAUGCGGGCUGUCUGGACGAUCCUGUGCCUCUCAGUCAGACUCGACGGCGCUUCCCAGUGAAGCUCACGGAACCCUUGACGGCCAUUCUCUACAUCACGGCCGAUCGCCAGCACAUCGAGGAGCUCCACCACGCGAUUCACGUGAAGGAGGUUGUGGAGGCGCCAGCGCACGAACACCACGUGAUUGCGCUGCACAAGCACGGCCACCACUUGGCCGGACUGCCCAAGAUCUUCUGGAUCAGCGUGUGCAGCCUCAUUGUCGUCUUCCACAUCUUCCUGUGCAAGCUGAUCGUGAAGGAAUACUGCGAACCGCCGGACAAAAUGCGCUACCGCUACAGCAAACCAUAAUCCGUGGCACAGCGAGUGAUACUUUCUUUUCUGUUUUCUUAAGACUUUUAUCAAGAGGGAGAUUAACAAGCGCGCAAAUCGAUGUGAAUUAAUUCUUUUUGGCAUAAAUUGUUGAUUUUUUCCGAGUACUUCUGAGCUGAGCUAAAGCACGGUCUUCGGUUUGUCAGUGAGUCUAGAAGUAAAUGGCACGAUUUGGGUCCAAAUUUGAUGUUAAAGCUGCACUAAUUACCCGUCCAAUGACACCUCAAGCUUAAGAUUUCAAGUGUCUUUGAACCCUAAUUCAACCGAGCUCUCGAAAACUUCCACUCGUCAGAACAUUAGAAGUCUUUUUUUCUCAGUGACGCUUUAACAAUACUAAUUAUAAUAAAAGUCUCCCUCUUGACUUUACAACACUUUUGCGUUCACGCCCUUAAGGAAAAAUGGGGCUCAACGAUCGUCAAAGCUGCAAUAAUAAUAAAUUAUAUGUAA
This is a messenger RNA of Phlebotomus argentipes, 2550 nucleotides long. RefSeq lists its product as uncharacterized. The record is from RefSeq and is a predicted model, not a curated record. Bases 202 to 2082 code for a protein of 626 amino acids. The transcript has 2 exons. NCBI's taxonomy places the organism in Eukaryota, Metazoa, Arthropoda, Insecta, Diptera, Psychodidae.